UGAUGAUGGGGUUUUGAAAGCAGAGCCAUUCGUGUGGGUCUCUGGAGGGUCCUUGCUUACGUACAUAACACCCCCACGUUUUCUUUUCUCUUCCCAAUUAAUUUCCUUCUACUAAAACCCCUCCUUACUCUCAAACUCUCUUCAUCUCCUUUUCUCACUCUUUCAUCACACUGUGUCACUGUCAUAGGGACAUUGUUACACAUCAAGCAAAGAACAACAACAACAACGAACGAACAAGGUUCUAUUCCUUAAACAAUGGUCGACCCGGCACCAUCCUCAGAAUCAGAGACCAGAAACGCCGUCAGUUCUGCUUCUUCGCCGUCAUCGUCGUCGUCGAGUUCUAAGAAACGAGGAAGAACCAACGACGGCAAUGGUAGUAGUAGUAACGACAGCAAGCAUUCGGUGUACAGAGGAGUCAGAAUGCGGACGUGGGGGAAAUGGGUGUCGGAAAUCCGCGAGCCGCGAAAAAAGAACCGAAUCUGGCUCGGCACCUUCGCCACCGCCGAGAUGGCGGCGCGUGCGCACGACGUGGCGGCGCUUACCAUAAAGGGCUCCUCGGCCAUCCUUAACUUCCCCGAACUCGCCGCCUCGCUGCCGCGCCCCGCCUCCAACUCCCCCCGCGACGUGCAGGCUGCGGCGGCCAAGGCCGCCUCCAUGGAGGCGCCGCCUCCUCGGACCCCUCCCUCCCCCGCCGCAGCGCCGGAGGACGACCUCGGCGAGAUUGUGGAGCUGCCGCCUCUGGGGUCCAUCUUCGACUCGCCCGACCCGAAUACGGAGUUCGUGUUCGUCGACCCGGAUGAAGGGUGGCCCUAUCCUCAACCGUGGUGUCACGGCAUUUAUGACGGUGGGUACUUCAUCGGCGACACGAACAUGGUUUCAAUGCAAGAGUCAGAAAGCAUGGUUCUUUCCUUAUGGCCUUGAACUCCGGCAAACAAAUUAUUACACUAAUGCUACCCAUUGAAGUAUGGUUUUUUUUUUCUUCAUAUUUUUGUGUGUGGUAUUUAGUUCAUGAUCGUGUUUUCUUAAGUAUUUGGUAAAAAAAUUCGAUUUUUCAGGCUCAUGUAUAUUGAAUAGAAAAAUAAUAUCUAUAUUGACCUGCCAAAAUCGAUACAAUAUAUCGAGAAAUUAUACCAUAAUUCUCGAUUAGGAACUUUAGGUUCAACAGUUUUCAUUAUUUUUGUAUUUUUUUUUCCUUUUCUUGAAUUGCAUAGUACUUAUAUGGGCCCUUCGGCAAA
Vigna umbellata (rice bean) is the source of this 1235-nucleotide messenger RNA. Lineage: Eukaryota; Viridiplantae; Streptophyta; Magnoliopsida; Fabales; Fabaceae. The record is from RefSeq and is a predicted model, not a curated record.